GCAGGCUUCUUAGCCCAUUUCUUACUGCUUUUGGACCGAAAAGAAAAUGAGAAAGAAAUAAAAAGCUUGGAAACGGCCCAUGAAACUUCUUAAUUAAGAAGUUUUCAUUUCGCGUCCUUAGUGACAGGUGUCUCUGUGGCAUUGGCUUUAGGUUUAGACGAAGGGGGAGUCGGGUUUGGUCUUCUCAUUUCUGUCUUCUUCUUGUUCAGAGAAACUCGUCGAUUGAAUCGCCGUGUGGUCGCCGCAGACCUCGUCGAUUCCCUAUCCUCAUCCUCUCCUUCAUUCCGAUCACUCGACAUCAAUCUGUAGCUAGAUCCCGCCGUUGAGUGCCCUAAUCGAGACCUUGUCGGUGCAUCUCCUCUGUCGAAGUCCUCUCGGUGCAUGUCCUUUCGUUGAUAGCCCAUAUCGAAAUCCUCUCCGUGCAAAGCCGAAAACUCGCUAAAAUCACAAUGGGAGUUGAUUAUAGCUAUACUCAGCCAUCGCAAUCAGAUACGUUUGGUGGCCACGCAGAAUCUAGUAGCGACGGCGAGACAAAGGAUCUUAUUCGUCGGGAUCAAGAAGAGUUAGGUAACAAUAGUCCUCAGCAGGUUCAUUACCCGCCUCAACCUGAGGUGGAAUUUGGAAUCCCUCAGGUCUGCUACUGUGGUGGCCAGCCCCAUCUCGCGAGCUCAACUUCUCGAAUUCAUCCAGGUCGACUAUUCUACACCUGCGCAAAUGUAGAUGAUGGCGACUGCCAUGUAUGGAAAUGGUGGGAUGUCGCCAUUAUGGAGGAGAUGCGAGCAAGGGAUAUGCACACCCUUGAACUGGCUCAGAAGGUAGAUUCACUUACCCUUAUGGGUGACUAUGUUACUGAGCAGAAGGUGGCUAACCUAGAGUUGAUAGUUUCUGAGCUAAGUAAGAAGAGUAGCUCCGCAAGCAAGAAGUUUGAAAUGGUUGUUGCUGUGAUGUUCGUUGUGUUUGUGGUGAUAGGAAUGGUGAUAAUGUUUAAGUAGAAAUGGUUGUUCUUGUCUAAUUAUGAAUGUUGUUCUUGUCUA
Messenger RNA from Raphanus sativus (radish), 1034 nucleotides. RefSeq lists its product as uncharacterized. The coding region runs from base 450 to 992 and encodes 180 amino acids. The transcript has 2 exons. NCBI's taxonomy places the organism in Eukaryota, Viridiplantae, Streptophyta, Magnoliopsida, Brassicales, Brassicaceae. The record is from RefSeq and is a predicted model, not a curated record.